CAAACACAGAUUUAUUAACUACAGUUCUGGAGGUCAGAAGUCUGCAUUCUCAGCACUAGUCAAGCUAUUGGUGGGACUGCGUUCCUUCCCAAGGCUCUGGGUGAUCAUCUUUGGCCUUUUCCAGCUCCCUAGAGGCCACCUACAUUCUUUGGCAUGGGGCCCCUUCAUCUUCAAAGACGUGUCUGACUUCUGCCUCUUUUGUCCUAUCUCAGACCUCAUCCUCCUGUCUGGCUCUUAUUAAGACCUUGAUGAUUCGUUCAGGGCCACCGCGAUAAUGCAGGGUAACCUCCCUAUCUCAAACUCUUUAACUCCUACCUGUGAAGUCCCUUUUGCCGUGAAAGAUAACAUUCACAGAUUCCAGGGAUUAAAGAUGGGGACAUCUUUUGGGGGCCUUUAUUCACCCUGUCCCUUGACCUGUGCUUCCCACUUCGCUGAGACACUAAAGCCUGCCAGGCUGGCUUGCAUGUGUUCCCCCCACCCAGGCUUACCCCUCUUUGGCUCUUUCUGUCAGUGUGGGUGGGAAAGGUGCUGUGCGGGCUUAAAGACACCCGCUCCUUCCUGUCUGUAAGGCCUAAGAGCGCAGGGACUCUUGGUCUACGCUAGAUCCUUCAGGCUAAUGUCACUGGAUGCUUUUCACUCCUUUUAGUUCACCUCUCUGGAUUUCGCAUGCUUGGAUGCUCUCUCUUAAGUGAACCCCUUUGCCCUUAGCUUCUAUGUCCUCCCUUCGUGUUCCUUCUCUCUUCUCAGGGGUCAGGAGACAGUUAAUGGUAUCGAUGAUGGGAGAAUAUGGAGACCCUUGGCACAAUGCACUCCAAACCUUCAGUGCCUGGCACGCAGAAGCCCCUGUACUUGUUACUCACCACCUGAGGUACUCGUGGGUUCCCAGGGAUCUCUGGUGAGGUCCCUCCUGGUUAGAGGUACCCUCGGUUGCCCAAAGUAUCUCAGGUCAUAUUUUCUCUGGGAUCACACUUGCUUGUGCUCCUCUGGCCCGAGGCUAGAAAACCGUGAGGUGAUCCUUCCUGAAAGCAACUUUGAGGCCCUCCUGUAGUGGAAGAAAAAACUGGAAAGAUUAGACCCAGAAACACAUCUCUCCCUGAGCUGGUAUCCUUGCUCUGACUUUUGGGACACCAACUACCCUUGAUUAUGGAAAGAAAGGUGAACUGGGUCCCUGUGAUCUUAGCAGCUAUGGGAGGGCAGAAAGAUAAUCUAGUAAGGAAAAUGCCAAAGUACAGGGUUUCUUACGAAUCACCUGGAGAUUUUUCAUUUCGUUUUGUUUUUGAAGGAGAUCGGUUUGGGAUGGAGGGCCCUCUGGAAACCUAGUGACUUUGCCUGCUCUGGACGACAGGCCAUCUUUCUUUGCUUUGGCGGAGGUGAGGGAUUCAUUCCUCCCUCUCCCUCACUCCCCACAGCUGGUCUAGUCAUCUGAUGUAAAUGCAGUGUUUGAGGUGAGAGGUGUCACAGGAGCAAUGAGAGAAGGCCUUAAAUGCUAGAGUAAGAACUUGCGUUGAAUGGGAGAUGGUUGGGGAGCCAACCAAGUGGAUGAGAUUCUACCUUCUAAACUCCUGGAGAAUCUGUCUGUCCUUCUCUUCCGCACCAUCCCAGCCUGGCUUAGGUCUCCUUCAGGUCUUACAGGAAUGUCUUCUGUGGCCGUGCCCCUCUACAUCACAGCUCAACACAGAUCUUGUCCAAAUUUUCCAGCGGUCAGAUCUGACCACCCCCCUGCUUAAAAUCUUCAUUUGUUCCCCACCUGUCCUCCAUUUAACCCAAGCUCUUACUCCAAGUGUUAGAGGCCCUCCCUAGUUGGCUCCAUAAACUCUCUAGCCUCAUCUCUUUUUCCAAACAUUUAACUACUAGAAGUUCCCAACAUUUCCCGCUCCCCCCGACCCUGGCCUUUGCACAGGCUGUGCUCUUUGCUUGGGAUGCCGUCCCCUCCUCCUAGCUACUUGUCAAAUACCCACAUGGUAGUUAACUUGGGAUCACCUCUCUCUAGAGCCUGCUGACUCCUUCCCUCCAGUAAUCACUCCUUCUUCAUGCCCCUUUGUUCUCCCAGUAGACUUCUACCUACAAACUUGUCUGCAUCCGGUCUGUCUCCUUCCCACCUAGAGGGGACGCUGCUGUUGCCAGGCUUCUGGUGUCUGUCACUGGCAAGCUGUCCUGGGCUGGACCUGCCACCAGCCCCAGUAAAUGCUGAAUGAAGGGAUGAGGGUACUGUUGGAACCUUCAUGCUCUAAGAUCUGGUGCACACAGUUGAAUGAAUUUGAAUAAAAAUACAAACAUUUCAAGAGCUGUUUGCUCCUGAGCAAGUCAUUUGAAUUCUGAACCUUCGUUUCCUCAGCUCAGCCCUAUACCUCUCAGGAUUCUAGGGAGUAACAUAUGUGCGGUACUUGGUACAGUGCCUGGCUUACUGUAGGGGCUCAAAUAUUUAUUAUCCUCUCAGCCAAGAAGCAGAGAAGGGAAAGGUGUUCAGUCAGUGCACAGGGCAUUAGAAGCAGGGGUGGAAGGGGAGGGGGUGGAAACCUGACACCCCACUGUGCCUGGGUUUCUAAAACUGCUGGACGCCUGCUAUGUCUUAGAGCAAAGUCAAAUUAGGUACAGCGGUGGGGGUGGCAGAUCAAGGGCCUGCCGAGGCCAAGCCCUCCCCGGGCUGUCAGAAUGGACCGGCCCUCAGUGACAUCACAGUCCUGAGGGGUUGCCAAGGCACUGCUGGAGGCGGGCCGUCAUUUCUCCCCACGGAGCUCUAGGAUGUGGAUGUGAGAAAGGUGAGCCAAGAAGGAAGAUGGCGACGAGGAGCAGCCCUAGCCCCAUGCCCCUGGGCACGGCUCAGGGUGAUCCCGGAGAGGCAGGAACACUGCCAGGUUCCGAUGCUGGCAUCCGGGACACGGGUCUGGUCACCCCGCUGAAGAUGAAGCCCAAGAAGGUGCGCAAGAUCAAGGCCCUCAUCAUUGACCUGGGCUCCCAGUACUGUAAGUGCGGCUAUGCCGGCGAGCCCAGGCCCACCUACUUCAUCUCCUCCACCGUGGGCAAGCGCUACUCAGAGGCGGCUGAUGCUGGCGACACCCGCAAGGAGACCUACGUGGGCCAUGAGCUGCUCAACACGGAGGCGCCCCUGAAGCUGAUGAACCCGCUCAAAUACGGCAUCGUGGUGGACUGGGACUGCGUCCAGAGCAUCUGGGAGUACGUCUUCCACACGGCCAUGAAGAUCCUCCCUGAGGAGCAUGCGGUGCUGGUCUCCGACCCCCCGCUCAGCCCCAGCAGCAACCGGGAGAAGUACGCGGAGCUCAUGUUCGAGACCUUCGGCAUCCCUGCCAUGCACGUGACAUCCCAGUCACUCCUGUCCAUCUACUCCUACGGCAAGACCUCGGGCCUGGUGGUGGAGAGCGGGCACGGCGUCUCACACGUGGUGCCCAUCUCGGAGGGCGACGUGCUGCCGGGCCUGACCAGCCGCGCCGACUACGCUGGGAGUGACCUCACCAACUACCUGUUGCAGCUGCUCAACGAGGCUGGCCACAAGUUCACGGACGACCACCUGCACAUCAUCGAGCACAUCAAGAAGAAGUGCUGCUACUCGGCACUCGUGCCCGAGCAGGAGCUCACCCUGUGCCUGGAGGACAUGCGCGUGGACUAUGAGCUCCCCGAUGGCAAGCUCAUCACCAUCGGCCAGGAGCGGUUCCAGUGCGCCGAGAUGCUCUUCAAGCCCAGCCUGGUGGGCAGCAACCAUCCCGGCCUCCCCGCGCUCACGGCCGCCUGCCUGGACCGCUGCCGGGAGGCGGGCUUCAAGGAGGAGAUGGCCGCCAACGUGCUGCUGUGUGGCGGCUCUACCAUGCUGGAUGGCUUCCCCGAGCGCUUCCAGAGGGAGCUGAGCCUCCUCUGCCCCGGAGACAGCCCCGUGGUGGCUGCUGCGCCCGAGAGGAAGACCUCCGUGUGGACCGGCGGCUCCAUCCUGGCCUCCCUGCAGGCCUUCCAGCAGCUCUGGGUCAGCAAGGAAGAGUUUGAAGAGCGGGGCAGUGCAGCCGUCUACAGCAAGUGCUGAGCGCCGGGGUCCCGGCGGGCGGGGCCUGGUGGGCAAGCGGCCUCCGGCCACUCUGCGCAUUUACAGAAUUUCUCAUAAAACUUCAAGUGCAGUG
Mustela erminea (ermine) is the source of this 4124-nucleotide messenger RNA. It is a transcript of the gene ACTL7B, whose product is annotated as actin like 7B. The record is from RefSeq and is a predicted model, not a curated record. Lineage: Eukaryota; Metazoa; Chordata; Mammalia; Carnivora; Mustelidae. Gene Ontology annotation, cellular component: cytoplasm; nucleus. The transcript has a single exon. The coding region runs from base 2777 to 4030 and encodes 417 amino acids.